Parascedosporium putredinis is the source of this 645-nucleotide messenger RNA. The record is from the annotation of a GenBank genome assembly. NCBI's taxonomy places the organism in Eukaryota, Fungi, Ascomycota, Sordariomycetes, Microascales, Microascaceae.
AUGCUCCCCAAGAUCUUUGCCGCCGCUGUCCUGGCCCACGGCCUCGGCGCCGCCGUCGCUUCGCCCAUCGCCGGCCGCGCGGACGCGAGCUCCGACACCGCCUUCACCCACAACGUCACGUACUCGGCGGCCGUCGACGUCAACCCCGCCUUCCCCAUCCACGAGUCAUGCAACGUCACGCUCCAGCGACAGCUCACCCGCGCGCUGGACGAGACGGUGACGCUUGCCGCCCACGCCAAGGAGCAUAUCCUGCGAUGGGGCGGCGAGUCGCCUUUGUGCAAAAGCUGGGCAGGCCACUGGCGCGGGAGCAACGCUACGCAAGAGACCGUCAUCUGCGAUCUUUCCUUUGCGAAGCGGCGCUGGCUCGACGCGACGUGCGGGCUCAGGUACACCGUCGUCGGGUCGCCGCUCAACACCUUUUGGGCUACGGACCUCCUCCACCGGCUACUCCACGUGCCCCAGAUCAGCGAGGGCGCGGUGGAGCACUUUGCCGAAGACUACGCCGAGGUGCUGGAGCUGGCCAAGACGGACCCGGCCAAGUCGGCGCUCGACAGCGACGCGAUACAGUAUUUUGCCAUUGACGUGUACGCCUACGACAUUGCUGCGCCGGGCCAGGGGUGCACCGGGGAGGUGGAGGAGGCUUAG